GAUUUGAUUCAAUGUUUUUUUGACAAUAUUCAACUUAUUUCUUCGACAUAAUUUUGAACUUUUAAUCUACUUUAAUUUUAUUAUUAAUAUUAUGCAUAGUGUUAUUAUAAUUAAGUGAAUGAUAUGUCAUGGAUAAAGUAUUAGAAAUUAUGGAAGUAGACAAUGAUAGUAUUAAAUCUGAGUUAUUCUUUUUGAUUGCCAAGUUUCUGAAGGAUAGUCAAUUUAAAAAUGCUUUUGAGGCACUUAAAUCAGAUUUGAAUGAAUCAAAUAUACUACCUACACGAAUUGAUUUUUUGGGUGAUGAAAACCAGCAAUCAUUUGAUGAAUUGGAAAGAAAAUAUAAUCAUAUAAAAUCAGAUCAUUUAUUAAACAUAUGUAAGCGAAUCCGACUAUUAAGCAACUAUGAAAAGUCUUCUGUUCCAGUUGUUUUCUCUUUACUUGGAAAAGGAAGUUUUUCUCUUGUCAACACCCAAAAAAAACGUAAAUACUUAUCACUCACUGAUUGUUUUACUCGUCAGCAUAAUGCUUUACCAUUGCCUCCUAUACAUAUUAGAGGUCAUAAUAUUGUUAAAGUGCUUUUUGGUCGUGAAAUAUCAGGGUCAGUUGAUAAAAGAUAUUUAUUACCAGUUUCAAAGUUUUCAAAUGUAGAAUUUCAUGGUCGAGUUCUUGGUCAUUUAACUGCUGUUUACUGUGUUUGUUUUGAUACAUCCGGAAGAUAUAUAGCUACUGGAGCUGAUGAUUAUUUAGUUAAAUUAUGGGAAGCAAGUACUGGUCGUCUUUUAUCAACAUUAAGAGGGGCUAGUGCUGAAAUUACUGAUAUAGCAAUUAACACCCAAGCUACACUAAUUGCUGCUGGGAGCAUGGAUAAAGUAUUAAGAGUCUGGUGUCUUCAAACAGCUAGACCAAUUGCUCAUGUAGUAGCACAUGCUAGUAUGAUUGUAACUGUGAAUUUUUGCCCACAAACAUUUAAUGGUCUUGGUUAUAUAGCUUCUACUAGUACUGAUGGUUCAGUUGUAUUUUGGCCUUUUCGAUCUAGCAAUGGAAAUACUAUUUUUGAGCCUAAUUUGACUGUUUAUAAUGAACGUAUACGUCCUGGUAGUGCCAAAAUACUUUGUGGUGCUUUUUCAGCUGGUGGCGUAAUGUUUGCUACUGGUAGUGCAGAUCAUAAUGUUAGAGUGUAUAAAAUGACCCCUCCAUCACCAGAUGCAUCAUCUCCAAUACGAUUAAUGGAAGUUGAAGCUCAUUCGGAUACUGUUGACUCAAUACAAUGGGCUCAUAGUGGCUUAAGAUUUAGCUCUGGCUCUAAAGAUGGAACAGCUUUAAUUUGGGCUUACAAAAAUCAAGAGUGGAAGUAUAAAACAUUACACAUGACUACUAAAUUAAAAAACAACCUUGGUGAAAAAAAAACAGAUGAAGAACUUAAACAAAUUAAACCAUCUGUAACCUAUUUAUGUUGGGAUCAAAGUGAUCGUUGGAUUAUAACUGCAUGUACAGAUAUGACUAUAAAAGUUUGGGAUUCUAAUACUACUGAACUUUUACAAGUUAUGACUGGACAUAAAAAAGAAGUAUAUGUAUUAGAAUCUCAUCCAUUUCACUCUAAAAUUUUAUUGAGUGCUGGUCAUGAUGGCAAAAUAUUUUUAUGGAAUAUUCUAACUGGAGAAGUAUUAGUAUCGUUUCAAAAUUCUAUUGAAGGCCAAGGUUUUGCUGCAUUAUAUGAUGCAAAAUGGUCACCUGAUGGAACAAUGUUUUCUGUGACUGAUUCACAGGGUCAUUUAUUAACUUAUGGAUUAGGAAUACCCUCACCUCGUAGAAAAGUUCCAUAUGAAGUUUUUUUUCAUACCGAUUAUCGACCAUUGUUACGAGCAGCAGAUUAUUCAGUUUUAGAUGAACAAACUAAUAUGGAACCACAUUUAAUGCCACCUCCAUUUUUGGUUGAUUCAGAUGGAUCACCAUAUCAUCCAGAAAUUCAAAAACUAGUGCCUGGAAAAGAAAAUGAAGGUCUUUUACAAUUAGUUGCAGAUGUAAUAAUCAAUGAACUAGGCCGAACUGAAGUUAUUGGAAUUAGAGGAACAGCAAAUAUGAACACUGUUGAACAUUUAUCCAAUAAUUCACCCAAUCAAUCACGAGUUAUAAGUUUACAUCCAUCUGUAGAACAAAAUAGUAGUUCGUUUUCACUUGAAAAUAGACCAAAAAUUAUUUGCAAACCAUUAAAACCAUCAAUAAUGGAACAAAUACAAAACCGAAUAAAAAUGUUGGGCAUAAUGGAAGAGGAAGAAUUUACUAUAGAAAGUGAUAAACCAUUAAUAAUUGAUGAAAAACCACAAGUUUUAUCUAUUAAGCCUAAAAAAAGACCACAAGCCAAACAUUCAUAUAGUACUAGAGCCACUAUUGUUGAAACUGAACCACAGGAAAAUAGAUCAUCAUCUAAUCCAGAAGAAUCUGAAGAAGAAGAUACUGAUUAUACCGAUGGAAUAGGUUCAGAUGAAAAAGUUGAAUCAUCAUCUGAUACUGAUUCUGGUACUAGUUCUGAAUAUUCUGAUUGGGUGGCUGAUAGUGGUACAAAUCUUGAACCACCUAAGCGUACUCAACAUCGAAGACGUCGUGUCAAAAGACCUACCACUCCUCCUUCUUCUCCAUCACCUCCUUCUUCACCUCAUGAAGGACCUAAAACUGUUCCUCCUAGGAAAGUUCAAAAAGAUGUUCCAGAAAUAUACAGACCUUCUGAAUGGUUUUCAGAAGUUUUACCAAAAAAGUCUCCUUAUUGUCCACAAAUGGGUGAUAUUUUAAUGUUUUUUGAACAAGGUUAUAAUUUAUAUUUAGAAGCAGUACAAGCUAAAAAAGUUUACAAAUUAAGAAAGUCACAAUGUGCUCCAUGGGGAGAAUUAGAACUUAAAGUACCACAAAUGGUAAAAGUAAUUGGAAUAAAAUAUGAAAUAAGACCACCGCGCUUGUGUGGAUUACGAUUAGCAGUACUAAAAGAAAAUGGUGACCAUACUUCUUUUAGUUUUGAUCUUAAAUAUCAUGAUAUGCAAGAUGUAAUUGAUUUCUUAGUUCUUCGUCAAACAUAUGAAGCUGGAUUAGCUAGAAAAUGGAAAGAAGGUCAAAGAUUUCGAAGUAUGAUAGACAAUGCUUGGUGGUGUGGUAAAAUUGUUGAACAAAAUAAUUCUCGGUCACCAUUUUUGUGUUAUCAAGUUUUGUGGGAUAAUGGAGAAAAAGAAAAUUUAAGUCCUUGGGAUAUGGAACCUAUUAACCCUAAGAGAGAACCACUGAAUGGUAUGUCAUUACCAGUAACUACUAAAGAAAUGAAAGAUAUAUUGUAUCGACCUGAAUCUGGUAAUAAAGAAUGGCCAAGUGGAUCUCGUGAUUUAAUUUGUGACCGAAUAUUACGAGGUCUACAUGAUCUUAUGGGAAUGUCACUUGCUGAACCAUUUCUUGCACCAGUAGAUAUUCAGGAGUAUCCAUCAUAUGCAUACAUUGUGGAGUACCCCAUUGACCUAUCAAUAAUAAAAGCAAGAUUGGAAAAUCGUUUCUACAGGCGUUUGGCAGCUGUACAAUUUGAUGCUAGAUAUAUCGCUAGUAAUGCUGAAAAAUUCAAUGAAGAAGGUAGUGAUAUUGUGAGAAGUGCUCAAAUCAUCACAGAAAUAUUACUGACAAUUAUUAAAUCUUCUUCUCCUGUGGAAGUUCCUUCUCUAUGUCGACAACUACAACAAAAUUAUAAAAAUAAUGAAAACGAGAAAAAAAUUGAACCAUCUGAAGAUCGGUCUCGUAAAUUAAGACCUAGAUCAUUGAGAGUAAGAAGGCGACGAGAAUGUAGUCAACCUUUUAAUUGGAAAUCGGAAUGUAAAAAAUUCUUGCAAAUGAUGUGGUUAUCUAAUGAUAGCAAACCUUUCAGAGAGCCAAUUGAUUAUGAUAAAUAUCCUGAUUAUGGACGAGUUGUUAGUACACCUAUGGAUUUGACAUCCAUCCGUGAAGAUUUACGUGGAGAUAAUUAUAAUACUCCACUAGAAUUCUGUGAAGAUGUCCGAAGAGUCUUUAAUAAUGCAAAAAUUUAUUCAGAAGACCAUCCAGAUGAAAAGUUGGAACAAAUGACUCAAUCAAUGAUCAAUAUGGCAGAAGAAAAUAUAACUCAAAUACUACAUAAUUGGAAAAGAAAAUCAUCCAGGCGUCCUACAUCAGCUAUAGUAAGUCAUUUAAGUUCACGUCCUCAAAGAAGAUGUCGCUUAAAAAGACAAAGAGAUUUAGAUGAUAGCCCGACAGAAGAUGAAAGUGAUGCAGAUUUUAAUUUGAGAACAAAAAGACCACGAAGAUUAAGAACUAUAGCAAUUAAAGAAGAAACAACAGAACAAUCAUCAGAUGAAGAAGAAAUAAAAUUUGAUCCUAAUCAACCUUCAACUAGUUAUGCGCAUAAUGAAAGAACUGGAUCAAAUCAUAUUAAAAGAAAAAAAUCUUUAGAUAUGCCAUCAACAAGUCAUGAGAUUAAAGAAGAAGUUUUAAAUAAUGAUGAAACACCACUUAGACGUCAUUCUUCAAGAAUUUGUAAAUCUACUUACCGUUUUCUAGACAAUUAUGAUGAAAGUGAAGAUGAUGAUAAUACAAUUGAACCUCAGCGGCCAAAAAGCUUAGUUAAACCUCUCCCAAAAGAUUAUGAUAAUGAUAGUGAUGAUGAAGUCUUGCCACCAAAACCGUCUCGUAGUAAAAGACUUGUACGUGAAGACAGAUUCGAAGUACCACCUAUCACUAAUAGAAUUCAACCUUCACGUUUUCGAGCUGAAGAAAACAUUGAAGAACAACAACAACCUACUAGAGCUCGAUCUACAAGAUUUUUAAACAAUGAAGAAAGUGAUCAGAGAGGAACAAGAAAUUUAAGAAAGAAAAAACGUUGGAAUUAUGCUAAAAUGUUAGAUGUGUCUGGUGUAAGUAGUGAAGAAGGUACUGAUGAUUGGAAACCUGCUAAUAGGUUUACCAAAAAAGCUUCUCUUCAUAAAAAUCGAGACAUAAAGAGAAAACUAAAAAGAAAGUAUAGUGAAGGUAGUGAUCAAAGCUCCAAUAGCAGCAGUGAUGAAAAUGAUGGCAAUGAUGAUGAUGAAGAUGAUGAUGAAGAAAAUAGUGUUAAUAUAAAAGUAUCUGUUAGUAGUCGAGGACGAAUUAGGAAAUUAACUGCAGAAGCCAAAGCUCAUUUGUUUCGAAGAAAAUAAUUUAAUUAUAAUAUCUCUUCUCGAUUUUAAUUUUUAUCAU
This is a messenger RNA of Sipha flava (yellow sugarcane aphid), 5235 nucleotides long. It is a transcript of the gene BRWD3, whose product is annotated as bromodomain and WD repeat-containing protein 1. Gene Ontology annotation, cellular component: nucleus. Gene Ontology annotation, molecular function: protein binding. The transcript is spliced from 27 exons. Lineage: Eukaryota; Metazoa; Arthropoda; Insecta; Hemiptera; Aphididae. Gene Ontology annotation, biological process: cytoskeleton organization; regulation of cell shape; regulation of transcription by RNA polymerase II. The record is from RefSeq and is a predicted model, not a curated record. Bases 129 to 5195 code for a protein of 1688 amino acids.